Molecule: messenger RNA, 1447 nt
Organism: Beta vulgaris subsp. vulgaris (sugar beet)
Lineage: Eukaryota; Viridiplantae; Streptophyta; Magnoliopsida; Caryophyllales; Amaranthaceae
Exons: 7
Coding region: 215-1207 (330 amino acids)
Source: RefSeq, a predicted model, not a curated record
UCUAGUGCGAGAUGAACGGUUCAAUAAUAAAGAACCUAAAUAUAAGGAAUAUUUUUGUCUCGACGUUUCAAGUAUCUUCUUCUUCUUUCUUCAUUUCCCCAAAAUUUCUGAUCAUCCUUCGCAUCGCAGCUUAGGGUUUUUCUUUCCUUCUCAAUUCGCCUCAAUCUUUUUUGUCAAUUUCCUCCAAUUAUCAGGAGUUAUUGGCAAAAGGAAAAUGCAGGGAGGGAGAGGCAGAGAUAAUUUCUUUGACCCCUUUGCAGGCUUUAAUGGAUUCGGUGGUAUGGGAGGCCAUCAGAAUUUGUUGUCAAGUGUGUUUGGGGGAAGAGAUCCAUUUGAUGAUCCUUUCUUUACUCGUCCAUUUGGAAGCCCAUUUGGAAGCAUGUUUGAGUCUGGCUUCUUUGGUGCUAAUGGUAAUCCUUUCACUAAUACACAUCCAGCUGGGUUUAUACAACAGCAAGAGCCACAGCCAAAUAAACGAAGGGGACCUGUUAUCGAAGAGUUGAAUUCGGAUGAAGAGCAUGCAGAAGGAGGUGCUGAGAAGACGAAAGAGAAUCCCAGAAAGCAUUCUAGAUUAGCCAAAGAGCCUCAUGUUGAGAUCCCUGAUGAUGAAUUAGAUGGUAAAGGUAGGAAAAACAAGCAAAUUCAGUACAGAAAUGAAUAUAACAAUAGGAUGAACAAUGCGGCGUUUCCUUCUCAGUCUCAAUGCUACACUUUCCAGAGCUCAUCUGUAUCAUAUGGUGGUGCUGAUGGGGCAUAUUAUACUAAAUCUACCACCCGAAGGGCAGGGAGCGACGGAGUGGUAUUUGAAGAGUUCAAAGAAGCUGAUAGCACUACUGGUCAAGCAAAUCACAAGGUCUCGAGGGGACUCCAUAACAAGGGCCAUACUCUUGCAAGGAAGCUUAAUUCUGAUGGUAGAGUGGACACAAGGCAGACACUGCAUAACCUUAAUGAAGAUGAGCUUGCUGGCUUCGAAAAUGCCUGGGAGGGGAGUGCUGGAAGGCAUUUGACUGGUGGGAGGCUGAGGUUGGAUGAAGGUAACCCACAACCUGGUAGCUUUGGACAAACAAGCAGGGGAGGUUGGGCACUUCCUUCUGUUCAGCAUCAAGAGGACAACUCUGGCGUAACAAAUGCAAAUCAUGCUGCUCGUAUAAAGCAGACAGGGAAAAGGGCAGCAGAUCGUGGAUCGCAUGGAAGAACAAGGGCUUAAGAGAUUUGCUGGCCGAUAUCAGUUAUUUACUUGAUGUACCUAUAUAUAAAAAUAUGUUGUCGUAAUCCCUGACAAUCCUGCUAUCUAGUUCUAUAUGGCAGGCCAGGCGUUUCCCUACUGGCUAUUUUAGAGUAAGAGUAAAAAGUUUCAAUUCGCCUUCCAUGGUGAAACUUGUAUAAAUUGUCUUGGUUUGAGCAAUGUAUGGAAGCCCACACAUUUAUAUUGUGUGGCAUUUGCAUA